CCUGAGCCAAAGGCAGACACUGAACCGACUGAGCCACCCGGGCAUCCCUGGAUCAAUUUCAUUUGAGGAUGUGACUGUGAACUUUACGCAGGAGGAAUGGGGUCAACUGGACUCUGAUCAGAGGACCUUGUACAGGGAUGUGAUGCUGGAGAACUAUAACAUCUUCCUCUCACUAGAAGAAUCGAAAGUUGAUGGCAUAAUAGAGAGCAAAGAAAACCAAGACAAACAUUUAUGGCAACAUGCAUUUAUCAAUAACAAAAAAGUGACUACAGAGAAAGAGAAUGUGUUAAGGAAAACAUUUAAUCUGUGCAUAGACUUUAUUCCUUCCAGAAAAACGCCACGUAAAUAUAAUCUAGAUGGUAUUGGUUCAGAAAAUAUGUCAGAGUUAACCAUUAAUAAAAGCUAUUCAGGAAAGAAAUCUGAUGAUGGCAACGGUUACAAGAAAUUGCUUCCUGAUAUUAAUCAUGAAAAAACUCAUACUAGAGAGAAGUUUGAUGAGUUUGAUAAAAAUGAGAGCAUCUUCUAUCAUAAUGAGAAUUUUAUUCAGCAACAAAAGAUUCACACUGUGGAGCAACUGCCUGAAUAUAAUGAUUGCAUUAAAACCUCCCACAGUAAUGCUCUCUUCAUUACACAUAAGAAAAUUCACACAGGAGAGAAAUUAUGUGAUUAUAAUAAACGUCAGAAAACUUUCAGGAGUGAGUCAAACCACAUGCUACGUCAGAUAACUUACUCAAGGAGGAGUCACUAUAAAUUCAGUGAAUGUGGGGAAAGCUGUGAAAAGUCAGUCCUUUGGAAGAAACAUCCUAGAAUUCACAUGGGUGAAGAAUGUGAGAAAUACCACGAGUGUGAUGUAUGUGGGAAAACCUUCCUCCGGAAGUCAAACCUCACAAUACAUCACAGAAUACACACAGGAGAAAAACCAUAUAAAUGUAAUGAAUGUGGGAAAUCCUUUUACCAGAAGUCAACCCUCACUGUGCAUCAAAGAACUCAUACAGGAGAGAGACCCUAUGAAUGUGUCAAAUGUGGGAAAAAAUUCUACCAGAACUCAGCCCUCCAUCAGCAUCAAAGAACACACACAGGGGAGAAGCCUUACAAAUGUAGUGAAUGUGGAAAAUCUUUCUCCCAAAAGUCAGACCUGACUGUGCAUCAGAGCUCUCACACAGGAGAAAAACCUUAUAAAUGUAAUAAAUGUGACAAGUCCUUUAGUAUAAAGUCAAAACUCACUGUACACCAGAGAAUACACUCAGGGGAGAAGCCCUAUGAAUGUAGCAACUGUGGGAAAAUGUAUCAUAUGAAGUCAACCCUCAUUAAACAUCAAAGACUUCACACAGGGCAGAAGAUAUACGAAUGCACUGAAUGUAGGAAGACCUUCUGUGGGAAGUCAGUCCUCCUUAAACAUCAGAGAAUUCAUACAGGGGAGAAACCUUACGAAUGUGUAGAAUGUAGGAAGACCUUUUCUGAGAAGUCAACCCUCAGUAAACAUCAGAGGAUUCAUACUGGAGAGAAACCCUUUGAAUGUAACAAAUGCGGGAAGUCUUUCUGCCAAAAGUCACAGCUCAUUGAACAUCAGAGAAUUCAUACAGGGGAGAAGCCCUUUGAAUGUAAAGAAUGUAGGAGAACAUUUUGCCAGAGGGCAUCCCUCAAUGUACAUCAGAGAACACACACAGGAGAGAGGCCCUAUGAAUGUAACGAAUGUGGAAAAUCUUUUUAUGAUAGUUCGACUCUCACUAAACAUAAGAGGAUUCAUUCAGGGGAGAAACCCUAUGAAUGUAAUGAAUGUGGGAAGACCUUCAGCCACAAAGCAACUCUCAUCACACAUCAGAGAAUACACAAAAGAAAAACGCUGUAAAGAUGGAUGGUGAAACCGUCUUGCUAUAACUCAGAACUGUUGGCCUGACAGAAAGUAUAUCCAGGGAGGUAACCCUAUGGUUGUAAUGAAUGUUGGAAGUCCUACCAGAAGUCAUCCUUCAGUUUACAUCAUAGACCUCAUACAGGGGAGAUACCCGGUGGUGUUUUUACCAAACUGGGCAGAGAGCAAGUGGGAUGAUGUGCAUGAGAUCUGGCCAGUGGGCUGUGAGUGUAAUGAUGUAAUUCACUUCUGGUCUGACACUUAAUGGUCUCCAUGGCAAUUCUUUGUAUUCUCUGCUCUCUAUGGAGUAGGAUGUAGGGUGCUUUCUGUUGAGAGGUCAGCACUCACUGUGUGUUGGUGAACUCACACAAGAGUAGAAAUCUCUGUCAACAUCUUGGUGUUUAGGAACCUAAUCCACAAAUGAAACUUAUUGUAACUGGAGAAAUCAGAAUUAAGAAAUCUUGAGAUUGCAACAAAUUUUAAAAAACCUUUACCAAAAGGUAUUAUCUGGUUGAACCUCAGGUAAACUAAUAGACUGAAACCAUGUAAGCACAUGGUUUUCUGAAAGCUUUCAGCAAAACAUAUUUUAUUGUAUUUCAGAGAAUUAUUAUUGAGGGAAACUGGAUUUAGAAAAUACAGAAAUUUUUUUCUUUAGAAAAGAUUUUUAAGUUGUAACAUAGUAGAUACAGAGGCCAAGUAUAUAUUUUUCACGUUUAGCACUACUCUGAGUUUAAGAAAGCUGCUGUGAACAGUAAGCUCAUUGUACUUACCACCAUAAAAUGUGUUCAUUAACAAAGCAACCCCAUCCCGGAAAUGUUUCCUUGGGGAACCGAAGUAGAUUUGAGUGCGACAACCCAACUUAGAUAUAACCUGGGAACUAUGUGUAUAGCAAAAUGCCAUAUAUUGUUCUUUGCCUUUACUUCCUAGUAAAGUAUGUGUUGGCAACCAUGAUAUGGUGCAAGGAUUGGCAGACAUUUUCUGUAGAAGGCCAUAUAGUAAAUACCUUAACCUUAAGGCUACAUGUGCUUUCUGUCACUUUUUUUUUUUUUUUUUACAACCUAUUAAAAAUGUAAAAAAUUAUUCUUAGCUCAUGGGCCAUUGAAAAAUAGACUUGGCCAGAUUUAGCUUAUGGACUGAAGUUUGUGGACCCCCGAUACAGUGGUUAAAAGCAUGGACUCUGAAAGUGUACUUGCUAGGCUCAGGUCCCAGUUCUAUUGCACAUUAGCUGUGUGGCCUGGGACAAAUCCUUUAACAUUUGUUCAUUUCUUUUUUGCAGAAUGAUGACACUGCCAUUACACUACCACAUGGAGUUCUAGUAAGGACUAGGGAAGUUAGUAAAUACAAAGUACUAAAUCACUGCAUACAGUGCUGCAAGUGUUAGCUAUUAUAGAACUUGCAACAGAUUUGUUGGAGCUUUGCAGACUUUUGAUUACCUACUCCACUGUUCUUCACUCUAGGCCAGUAGAAGAUUCAGGAAAUGAAUGAUGAUUGGUCUGACCUAAUUUUUUUCCAGCUUAUUGAGGCAUAAUUGAUAGACAAAAUUGUAAAAUAUUUAAAAUGCAUAAUGUGAUGAUUUAAGUAUACACUGUAAAAGGAUUCCCCCAUCAAGUUAAUUAACGCAACUAUCACCUCACAAAUUUAUCAGCCACGCCCCGCCUUUUUGGUGAGAAUGUUUAUGUUCCACUCUCAGCAAAUUUCAGUUAUAUAAUACGCUGUUAUUAACUCUAGUUAACCAGUAAUACAUUAGAUCCUCAUGGUCUCACCUAAUCUUGAAAAACGUAUCCUGAUUAAUAAUUAAUUUGCAAUAAGCAUCUGACCCAGCUCUGGCCAGUGAGAAGAAACUCUGAAGAAUAUUCAGUGAGGUAUGGGAAAAUAGGAUUCCCCAGAGGCUAACAAAUAUUUGAUUUUUUUUUUAAAAAAGCCCUUUGAUUUUGCUGGAUAUUUUUAUGUCUGGAUGUGAUAUCUGAUAGUAGUUUUUGAUCCUAAGGUAGUAUCUGAAGAUGGCAGAACACAAAGCUGGAAAGAGGUUGGGUCAGCAGUGUCUUUUGGGUAGGUGAAUCAACCAACCCUAGAGCUUCUUUAUAUGAGAAAAAUUUUUUCUAAUUAAACUAGUUGAGUUGGGAUUUUCUGAAAAUGGUUUAACAAACUUACAGGUAUACCUUUUUGAAGAGUUACUAAUUCAGAAAUACUAACAUUCAUUAGCCUCCAGAGAGGACAUGUUGUGAGAAACUGAUUCAGGGGUGGCUGUUUUUCAGUAAAUCUCCAUAUAGUGAGCCUAACCAUUAGAAAAACCUAUUUGUUUUUACAUUAUAUGAAAUGAGUGUCUAAUUCAUUGAGCUUUCUUUGCAUCUAUAUGAGAAAAGCACUUAGAAAAUCAUUAUCUCAUAUAUACCUUAUAUUUUUAAAAUAUGUGAAAUAAACAUUAAGUUAAAUUGAAUUAUCCAUUGAUCUGUCUCUCUGUUACUGUUUGAUUAGAUAAGGUAUGAGAUAAGGAUCUAAUGUUUUCCCAAAGGAAUAAUCCGGUCUCAACACCAUGUGAUUGAAGUUUGAAGUACCAUCUUUACUAAAUGUAAGGUGCUAAAUUAUCAUUUGUAGAGGGUACUUUUGUUCAGGACCCCUUCCCUUUAUUGCCUUUAGUAACCAGUUUACCCUCAUGACAUAGGAGCUAGUAGAUCUCCUGAAGAUUCCAUAUCCCUUGACUUCACAUUUAUUCCUGGGAAGUACAUUUGAUCCAAGUGGGCCAGUAAGUGCCCGACGUGGGAUUUUGUAAAAGGAGAACAUCAUGUUCAGUGGUUGGUGACCUGGAACUUUUAGCAGCCAUGAGAAAGUGUCUGCAUGAAGAAAAAUAGGCAUGCAGAAACAUUUAAGAGAGACAGAAUCUUGAUGCUGCACAGGACCAGUCAGUGCUUGACCCCCUUGUUCUACAUAUUCCAAAGAUACGUACUGUUAUGUUCUUUGGUUUCAUUAUUAAGCCAGCAGAUGUUAACAUCCUCUGUACCAUGGUCAGUUGCUGAUUUUUGUUUCACUAAACUCUUUGUUUAUGCUUAUGCCAAAAGUAAUGUUUUAAUUAGUAUGGCUUUUUAAUGCUUCUUAUUGUAGACCAAGUCCUUUCACCCAUAAUUAUACAAUUAAUCUUCAGCAAAGGGGGGAAGAAUGUGCAAUGGGAAAAAGACAGUCUUUGUCGAAAAAAAGAGUUGGGUAUAAUUUUACAUAAAAUCAAAUUCACCAUUUUAUAAGUGUAUUCUUUGAGUUUUGACAAAUAUAUGGAAUUGUGUAACUACCAUCAUGCUUAGGACAGAUCUGGCAGCCACUGAUCUGUUUCUGCCCCUACAGUUUUACUUUUUCUAAAAAGUCAUGUAAAUGGAAUCAUGGGUUAUAUAAUCUUUUAUGUCUAUAUAAGUGCUUUUGAGGUCAUCCAUGAUAUUGCAUGCAUCUGUAGUUUGCUACUUUUUAUUGCUGAGUAAUAAUCCAUUGUAUGGAUAUGCCACAACCUAUUUAUGCAUUCACCUGUUGAAGGUCAUUUGACUUAUUUUCAACUUUUAUUAUGAAUAAGCCUCUUGUGAACAUUUCCAUUGAAGUCUUUUUGUGGACACAGAUUUUCACUUAGGUAAAUACCUAUGAGUAGUGGCAUUGGAUCAGAUGAUAAAUAAAUGUAUGUUCAGUAUUUCUUUAUUAUUUCGUUCCAGUUUCAGGUAAAAAAAAAAAGUUAUGGAAGCACUGUGAACUGGUUAAGAUUAAUUAAAAAGAUCACACAUGAAUAUAUCCUAGUAAAAAUUUAGUCAUUCUAGCUUCUAAACAAAAUCAGUCACUUAGAAGGAAUAAUGAAUCAUCAUGGUGUUUGAUUUUUCAAAACCUGUAGGAAUAUUACAAGAUUUAAAAAUAUUUGACAGAAAUGGACUAUAUGUGAAUGAUUCAGUAUCUGUUCAGAAGUGCCUGUGGGAAGGGAAAAGACAAGACUUGGAAAGUAUACUUUAAAAGCGUAAAUUUCAGAGGGAAUUUCUGAAUAAACUUAGCCCAAUUAAGUUAUAUCAAAAACAGUGUGGGGGAAAUUGCAAGAGAAAAUGAAUCUAAUAAAAAUUAAAAAUUUCAAAGGAUGAUACUAAUGAUUGCAUUAUAUUUGUAAUGUAAGUGUUAAAUGAUUUAUGAAAUAGGAUUUACCCUAAGGAAUAUGUUUUAGACAGGAUUUUUGUUGUGUGAGGCUCCUUUGAAUUGAGUAAGAGCUUAGUUUGCAGAUAAGGGAAAUUGGAAUAAAUACUGUGGUGUUGCCCUGUUACCAAUGUGAAUUUAUGGUUUCUAAUAUUAAUAGAUAAAAGUAAAUAUACGAAAGUGCACAUGUGAAAGUAAACAAACACAUUUCUUAGCUCUGUCCACUAGAGAUGGCACAGCAGCAGCAAAAAACCAGUAGAAAUAGACAUAGCUAGUUCCUGCAUUUUGGUUUCUAAAUGCAUUUUCUGCAUUCUUCACUACAAGGAAUCAGAGUUCUUAGAGAAAUAGCUGAUUCCAGGAGUGGUUCAGGGAUAUUACAU
This is a messenger RNA of Lutra lutra (Eurasian river otter), 6375 nucleotides long. RefSeq names its product zinc finger protein OZF-like. The record is from RefSeq and is a predicted model, not a curated record. Gene Ontology annotation, molecular function: RNA polymerase II cis-regulatory region sequence-specific DNA binding; DNA-binding transcription factor activity. The transcript has 4 exons. Lineage: Eukaryota; Metazoa; Chordata; Mammalia; Carnivora; Mustelidae. Gene Ontology annotation, biological process: regulation of transcription by RNA polymerase II. Bases 143 to 1849 code for a protein of 568 amino acids.